CCCAAAGUGAAAAAGAAUAUUAUGUAAAAAGAAACAAAGCAAAGCUCUCUCUCUCUCUCUCAAUAUCUCACUCUCAAAGAGUACACUACACCAAAGCUGAUGAGCUGCAACGUAACGUAAACUCCACUGUCUCCAAAAUCUCUGCUCCAUUUCUCGAGGCUUAUAUUCAUUUCCAUUCUCAUUCCAUGUCGUGUUAGUGUAUAUAUAAAUAAACCCCACCCCAAACUCCCUACCCACUUAUCCCUCUAGCUAGCUAGCUUCAUUACUCCUACAUCAUUCCCACCUUCGUUAACUUCCGAUUCAUCUCAGCUCGACUCAAGAUGAGUAGACCAGGGGACUGGAACUGCAGGGCGUGCCAGCACCUCAACUUCCAGCGUCGGGACUCCUGCCAGCGAUGCGGCGAGCCCAGGCCCGGAUCCGGCGGCGGCGGCGGAGUGGUCGACCCGUUUGGCGGCUUUGGAGGGGGUAGGCCCAUGGGAGGUGGGCCCGCUUCGUUCGGGUUCGCUGGGCCGGAUGUCAGGCCCGGGGACUGGUACUGCACCGUCGGCAACUGCGGAGCCCACAACUUCGCCAGCCGCUCCAGCUGCUUCAAGUGCGCUGCUUCCAAGGACGAAUCCUCCGCCGGCGGCGGCUUCGACGGCGACAUGUCUCGCAUGAGAGGCUACGGCUUCGCAGCAGCCGGCGGCGGCGGUGGAAGCAGCCGCUCCGGGUGGAAAUCUGGUGACUGGAUUUGCGCUAGGGUUGGGUGCAACGAACACAACUUUGCGAGUAGGACGGAGUGCUACCGAUGCAAUGCGCCAAGGGAAGCCUCCAUUGCCGGCGCCGGCAACAAGUCUCCUUAUUAAGCCGUUACCAAUAAAAAAAAAAAAAACUUCCCCAUGCAUUUUUGGGUACGUAAUGUUUAUUUUCCACAUACAAUAUUGUUGUAAAAUCUCGUGAGCAUCUGAUAUUCAAUUGUACCGGUCUGUUACAUCGACUCAAGUUCAUAUUUGUGAUAUGCCCUUAUCAUAGUGUUACAAUAAUUUAAUGAGAAUUUGCAACAAGGGUAUGUAUAGUAUAUACUAUUAGCACGAUUUAAUGAUUUCGUGACUUGAAAUUUUUUCAGGCUCACCGUUGGAAGCAUCAGAAGAGAGAAGAAGGGUUGCUGCUAGCAAGCUAGUUUAGAUCGUAUAAGAAGGGCAAAAUGAUGGGUCCUGGUCACUACUCCUAUUCUGGGUCUCUGCUAAUUUUGGUCCCUUCUUUUUGUUUUUUUUUUCUUUCUCUUUUUGGAUUUCUACCAACUUUGUUUCAAUGGAGCGAAAGGAGUAAGCUUUAUUAAUUAGAAGGAUUAAAUUAUGGUUGCAUGGUGGAAGGCUAGCUAUAAGGAGGCAGGUUGAUGAUGAUGAUGAUGAUGGUUUCAGCAUUUUGUGAGCUUCGAGAUUUUCUCUGCUGUUGGUUGAUUAUUAUUAUUAUUAAUAUGGACAUGUAGCAGCAAGCACUCUAUGAUGAUGGUUUCGGUGUCCUUUUUGGGUUCUUGAUCAGUUUAGGGUUUUCGUUGUUACAAUCUCCCGUUAUGUGUGUUGCUCCUCCACUUCUUUCUUAAUUUACCUUAAUGAAAAGGAAAUAUCUCCACCUCUUGUUUUCUCGUACGAACACUCUCGUGUCAACAAUGAUUUAAAAGAAAUUUGAUUCUCAUG
Linum tenue is the source of this 1676-nucleotide messenger RNA. The record is from the annotation of a GenBank genome assembly. Lineage: Eukaryota; Viridiplantae; Streptophyta; Magnoliopsida; Malpighiales; Linaceae.